Molecule: messenger RNA, 2018 nt
Organism: Sycon ciliatum
Lineage: Eukaryota; Metazoa; Porifera; Calcarea; Leucosolenida; Sycettidae
Exons: 2
Coding region: 21-1940 (639 amino acids)
Source: RefSeq, a predicted model, not a curated record
CAUGACUUUGUUAUGAGGCGAUGCGUGAUGCAAAGACGGCAAAACGCCAAAUUUGCAUUGCGUGGAUAGAUUUGAAGAAUGCAUUUGGUUCAGUGCGCCACAAUCUGAUACAGUAUGCUCUAACCCACUACAGCCUUCCUUUGCAAUUCAGGAAAUUAAUUUUUUCCUACUACGACAGUCUUUGCGCUUUCGUCGUACAACCACACACCCCCACCUUUAAUUACAACAUUGGUGUUUUCCAGGGGUGCCCCUUGUCCCCGGUCCUUUUCAAUAUUUGUUUCCAGCUUCUGCUGGACUCACUUGCAGCCCCUGAAUUAAGUUGCCUCUCCUAUGAUUUUAAAUCUGCCCCUUUGCAAGUGUCCCAAACAGCUUUUGCUGAUGACUUAGGCCUCUAUAGCAAAUCUAGUGCAGGUUGUCAAAAACUCAUUGCGGUCACGGAGGACUUUCUCUCGUGGACCCAAUGUAUGCAGGCGGCGCCGCACAAAUGCAAAAGCAGUGCAGCAAAGCUUGUAGAUGGCCGGUACAAACCUUACGAUCCCUGCCUGACGAUGUCAGGGAGGAAGAUCGCUUUCAUUGACACUGCAGAGUUCAAGUUCCUGGGGCGAAGGCUGCAUGCUGAUUGCUCUGAGCAGACCCAGCGGGAAGACAUCCGUCAACUCACUGUAUCUCUCAUGCAAAAAGUAGAUGGCUCUUGGCUUCAAGACCACCACAAGCUAUGGCUUUACCACCAUCUUGUAGUGCCCAAGCUUUCUUGGUCUUUCCAGGUUCUUGAACUCACACAAGGUUUUGUACGUGAACUGCACUUUAUGUGUUUACCAUUUCUGAAGAAAUGGUCAGGCCUACCUCGAUGCGCAAACUCUGCCAUUCUUUUUAUUGGCAGUCGCAAACGCUUUGGCUUACGCCUCCACUACCUUCCUACGGUGUGGAAAAAGUGCCAGUCCAUCAAAUGGCACAUUCUUCGAUCGAGUGGGGACGCGCGCAUGAGGGCGCUGUACACUCUGCGUCGGAGUAAGGAUGCGAAGCUGACAAAGCGAUAUGCGGCGACAAUAGAGCUGGAGUGUGCAGAGGCAUCAGUAGGUUCAGGGACUCUCCGUCCACCGUCAUCUUCAAGUCAUCGUGCAGGGUUGGGUGCUCGUGCUCCGAAGCAGCAUUCCAAACCCCCGAGGAAGGAUCUCCUUCAAACAUUUGAGGAGAUCAACGCGCAGGAGCAGAUUUUGAGGCUGAAGACUCUUCAGGUGCAAGGCAAGUGGUUGGAGUGGACAUCGGUGAUGUGGCAGGACCUCUCGUGGAAAUCCCUUUUGUACGGUGGUACUGGUAAGGAUUUGAAAUUUCUUCUCGCAUCAACCCUCGACGUGCUACCUUCUCCGACGAACCUACGCCGUUGGGGAAACACUGUAGUGGAUCCGUACUGUAGUUUGUGCCGUACCUGGGCCUGUACUACGCGCCACGUGCUUGGCGCUUGUCGCGUAGCGCUGGACCAGGGACGUUACACCUGGAGGCACGACAACGUACUCGGGGUCAUCGUCAGGACCAUGCGUGAGGAGAUUCGAAUCCGCACUGCUGCAAACACCGUACAAACCGAAAAUUCAAAUGAGCUUGACUUCAUCUCGUUUUGCAAAGCGGGAGAGAAGCCAGUUCGCGUUCAGCCCAGACGAAAGUUGGUUACGACUGAUCUCCUGUCAGCGGCCUCAGACUGGAAACUUCUUGUCGACUCAGUUAGUGCAAAGAUUUCUUUCCCUAGCUGUGUUGCACUUACCACCCUAAGACCAGAUAUAGUUCUGUACUCUACGAGUCGUAGGAUUGUAUUCUGGAUGGAGUUGACAGUUUGUGCUGAGGACAGAUUCAGUGUCAGUAACUCGCGGAAGGACAGGCGGUAUGCGGAUCUGGCCGAUCAAUGCCGAGCAAACGGGUGGCAGGUCGUUUCUUUUUCGGUUGAGUAAGACGUCUCUGCGAAGCAGCUACAUCAUCUGGUUGCGGCGUCAGCAAAAACACUGGUCGGAAGAUCCACUUUUCUGAGG